Molecule: messenger RNA, 930 nt
Organism: Exophiala spinifera
Lineage: Eukaryota; Fungi; Ascomycota; Eurotiomycetes; Chaetothyriales; Herpotrichiellaceae
Exons: 2
Coding region: 1-930 (309 amino acids)
Biological process (GO): transcription initiation at RNA polymerase II promoter
Cellular component (GO): transcription factor TFIID complex
Source: RefSeq, a predicted model, not a curated record
AUGUCGACGAUCUCCCCCAGACGCAAACAACCCUACCAUCACCACCAUGUCAUGCGACACAAGGCUCAGUCCAUCCCCACGAGGGAGCCGGCACUCGUCGAACAGCACCUCGUCGACAAGUUGCUCGUGGACUGUGUCAAGACAAUCUGCGAGGCCGAGGCGCUGAAGCAAAACAUUCCAGAUCCCUACAUCGAGUCGGUCGCGCUGGAGUCAUUUACCGCGGCCACUGAAGAAUUCAUACUCAAAGUACUCUCUAUGGUUCGCCGAUCAAUGUUGGCAGCACGUCGAAGUGUUCCCAUCGCGACUGAUUUCGAGACCGCCAUCGAAGUACGUGAAAUCCCCAGACUCGACGACCAACUCAAACCCUACCCGUCGCAGCCACAAUCUAAUCCUCCCUUGUACCCGACUCCUCCUCCCGAAGACUCUUUUCACAAUAUUGUCGAACUCCCUUCUUCAUUCCUCGGCCCCGAACUCGAUGGACAAGACGAGUUAAAGAAGUUCACCUUCAACACCAAGGGCCUGCCAAAGCUUCCAUCGGCGCAUACCUUCCGUGACACACCUGUCCUUCCUUAUCGAGAAGUCGACAACAGGAAGAUCCGCGAAUUGGCGACGCAGGAAGGAAAGCUGGGUGAACAGGCGCUCCGCAAAUUGGCUGGCGCAGUUAAGCUGGAUGCGACACAUUCGAUUGAGCCGACCUCCAGGCCCAGGUUUACGCUGGGGCCGCGGAAACGCGCGAAGAACACCAUCAAUAUAUCCGAGGCGGCGAUAUUUGAAGAGACACUGCGCAGUCUUCUUUCGAAGGAACCCGGCGGUUUCGAGUUAGGCCCGAUCGUCACCAGCGAAAAGGCCUAUCGGAUGCCGGAUGACGUUCAAGUCAAGAGGAAGGCGCCGGGAAAAGGGACGCUUGAUGCUGAGCGAAAAGGCUCCUGA